Molecule: messenger RNA, 1407 nt
Organism: Paramecium tetraurelia
Lineage: Eukaryota; Ciliophora; Oligohymenophorea; Peniculida; Parameciidae
Exons: 1
Source: RefSeq, a predicted model, not a curated record
AUGUACAGUGUUUUGAUAGAGAAAUUAUAAUAUUUCACAUAGAAAGGAUAAAGCUUUGCUAAAUAUCAGAUGAAUGAAUCAGAGAUUAUAUCAUCCCUGUAUUUGUAUGCUAAUCUAUAGGAAAGUAUAUCGUUAUAUUCUGAUUUAAUUUAGUUGAUUGUGUAAACCUUUUUUGAAGAUAUGAUUUAUGAUGAAAAUAAUUUCCUUAAAUAACUUUUGGUUGCCCUUUUCACAAUAAUCUUUUUAUUCUGGGUAUAGAUCAUAUAUUUUCAUCAAAUAUUCAAUUAUUUUAAGAAGAUAAUAUACUUAAAUUGUAGACUUUUAGAAAAGGAUGUUCAUCUAAUAGUGUAGAGGCUUUAAUUAAUAAGAGAGAUCUUAAUUGAACAUACGGUUACAAGUUGGAAAAAAGCAGAUUACGUUCAUUUGAUGUUUCAAUAGAUUAAAUCUGAUCAAAUGCAAAUACAAUCCAAAAUUAGUAAACAUACACUUCUAUGUUCCAGAAUUGCUUAAAGUAGAUUUUCUCUACUUUCCAUACUCUUUAUGAUUAUAUCUGUUCAAGUAUUCAUAAUAAGUUUCUGUCUUGGUGGAUACUAUUUUAAUUAAAUAUAGUAAACAUAAUUAAGUCCUUAAUAUGAAUUGAUGUCUGAAUUCUUUUAAUUUUCAGUCACAAUGGAUUCUAUGGUUACUCAAUCAGUUAGAGUGAAAUGUCAAAGACUCUAUAUGCAGAAUAAUAAAAUUAAUGAAUCAAUAACAGUUUAAAAAAAUUUGGUUAACUAAAAACUUAUAGCUAUUAGAACUACUAAUUUAAGAUUUUACUCUAUUUUAUAUUAAAACUUUAUAGAAUCGGAGGAACAAAUACUUAAGGGAUUGGUUAAUGAUGAUUCUGUUGAUAGAUAAAAUAAUUCAACUUUGUAUCAGCUGUUCUUUACUGAUCUUUGCCCAAUAGUGUGUCCAAAUUCUACCAAUUAGAAAGAUUAGAAUAAAUAUUAUGUAAGUGAAGGCAUCUCUGGGAUAUAUUCAAGUCUUAGUAAAUUUAUUAAAAGUACUUUCAAUUAUGAAUUGGAAAAUCUGAAAUAAGAUCCAGAUGUCAAAGCUUAAAUAAGCUUAGUAAAUUCCCAUGAAUUUAUUGUAUUGAUUUCAAGGCAUUUUCUAAAUACUAAAAAAGCAUUCAUAAAAUUCUAAGAGGAAAUACUUGCUAAAACUUACUAAGUUAUCAAUCAAAAUGAUAAAGAAAUUUAAGCUUAUUUUGCAUGUGCUUUAAUUCUAGAAAUCAUAAUUGCAGGAUGUGCAUUUAUAUAUUGUAUAAAAAUGAAACAAAAACAAAUAUAACUAAUGAGAUUGUCUUUAAGUAAUAUUCCAAUAGAUCUAUUGGAUUAACAAUCAAUCAGCAUUCUUAAAACAUUAUGA